This is a messenger RNA of Ostreobium quekettii, 615 nucleotides long. The record is from the annotation of a GenBank genome assembly. NCBI's taxonomy places the organism in Eukaryota, Viridiplantae, Chlorophyta, Ulvophyceae, Bryopsidales, Ostreobiaceae.
AUGUACUUCGCUGUAUUGGGCGACCCGCACCAUUGCAAACUACUGCACCAGAGCUGGACGCACCACAAACACACACUACAAAAGGCGCAUGGCCCCCCCGAUUGGUGUUGUCGCGCGCACCGAGGCCCAGGCGACCCGCCCCCUCCCUCCGCCAUGGCCUUGCGGGGGCUGGCUCGAGCACUCCCCGGCCUCAGGUCCGCGGCCUUCCCAUUGGGCGCCGCCUUCUCCGCAUCGGCAGCGGCGUCCGCUGGCCCCGCUGCGGCCGUGUAUGACCACCUGGUGCGGGUGACCGUGAUGGACAAGCACGGCGUGUCGAAGGAGGUCCAGGGGAUGGAGGGGCAGAAGCUGUCGGAAGUCCUGCUGGAGCACAGCGAGUUCGAGGGCAUGUGCGCGCCGACGCCCAGCGGCAGGGGGGCGCUGGACUAUCACGUGGUCGUGGCCCGGGACUUCUUGCGGAUGCUGCCGGAGCGGACAGCCGACGAGGAGCUCAACCUGGAGGACCUGAGCCUCAACCCAGGCCAAAACUCCCGCCUGGGCAGCGUGAUCAAGCUCUCGAAGGAACUGGAUGGUCUCACAGUGGCACUUGGGGAUAUACGGCCUUGGGAGACGAUUUAG